Molecule: messenger RNA, 1788 nt
Organism: Monosiga brevicollis MX1
Lineage: Eukaryota; Choanoflagellata; Craspedida; Salpingoecidae
Exons: 6
Coding region: 1-1788 (595 amino acids)
Cellular component (GO): nucleolus
Molecular function (GO): histone H3K36 demethylase activity; histone H3K4 demethylase activity
Source: RefSeq, a predicted model, not a curated record
AUGGCGACGGUCUCCGACACCAACAGCAACAACAUGCCACCUGCCGCUGACUCUCAGCCCACAACAAAGCAAACCGUCUCCUCCGUCGUCAACACCGAGCCAGCCGGCCAGCCAGCCCCUAAACGCGAGAAGCGUCCCGCCAUGCCGCGCACCCUGGGUGAUAUCCUGGCCCCCAUGACAACGCAACAGUUUUUUGACAAGCACUUUGAACGCUCGUUUCUCUACAUUCCUCGCGAGGACCGGGAUCCUGGCAUUGUCUAUCAAGGACUCUUUUCCUUGGACCAGCUUUACACCCUGCUCCAACGCGAGUCUAUGUUCUACGGCACCGACCUUAACCUCUGCCGCUACGACGGCGAGCGCAAGCUGGUCCUCAAUGGUGGCCGCAAUGACACCACUGAUCUUCCCACCAUCAAUGGAAACCAUUCCAACAGCCAACGGGCCGAGGAGCAAGACUCAAACGAUUCGGACGACUCGGACGAGCUGGCAGAGGAAGCGCUCGCAGCGGACGUGCGCCGCCGUGUCGAGGAUUUGAAAGCUACCGUGCAGUUUCACCAGCCGCAACGCUUUGUCCGCGCCUUGCAUGAUUUGCUCUACUCCUUCGAGCAGGAGCUCACCACCCUCGUGGGUGCCAACGUCUACAUCACACCCGCCAACAGCCAAGGUUUGGCUCCUCACCACGAUGACGUUGAGGUUUAUAUCUUGCAACUCGAGGGCGAGAAGGCCUGGCGCCUUUACGAGCCCAUCGAGCCCUUAGCCAUGUCAUACAGUGCUGAUCUUGAUCGGGAAGAGCUGGCCCAGCCCAUUGCCGAGCUAGUGCUGCGACCUGGUGACUUUUUGUACCUGCCCCGCGGUACCAUUCACGAAGCAUCUUGCGUCGGCAACCAGCACUCCACCCACAUUACCAUCAGUAGUCAUCAAAACUGGAACUACGGUCACCUCAUGGCCCAGACCCUACCAGAGUGCAUCACGAAUGCCAUGUCCAACGUGCUGGAACUCCGGCGUGGGCUUCCACAUGGAUUUUUGCGUCAGCAUGGUGUCUUACAUGCCGGCUUCCCACCACCACCAUCAGCCGUCUUUCAUCAUAUGCGUGAGCUGCUACAGUCUGAUCAAGUGUGGUCUGAAAUCGAGCGGCAUUUUCACCAGGCCGUUGACUCGUUUGCGCUUGAUUACACUACGGCCCGCCUGCCACCGCCGGCGCUGCGACGCAAUCCACUCAACCCAGCGCCGACCCGAGUGACCCCUGUAUUUCAUGCGACCACCAAGGUGCGCCUAGUUUACACGGAUCACAUCCGUGCUUUGCCGACGCCUGGUGCCGAGUCCAAUGACGAUGGGCAAGCGGAUGAUCAACCUGAUUUUGAGAUCAAGGUGUGGCACAGCUUGAGCAACGACGUGCGGACCCACAUGAUGCAACCAGCUUUGCCCGACUCGGAAGACGAAGAUGACGAGCACGAAGAACAGGACGAGGAGGAGGAAGAUACGGCGUGCAGCCGUUCUGGGCUGCGCGAAAGCAAUGACACAGGAGACGUCAGCUCGCACGAUUCUUCAUCAGCCACCUCCAGUCACCUGCGUUCCAAUCCACCCCUACACCCCAUCGGUGCUGUGGUGCCUCGCGACAACCCCAUCACCCUGCCGGGUAGUGCCUGGCCCACUUUGAUUCACCUCAUGCAGUUGGAUGGACAAGGUCAACGGCGCACCAGCGCCAUUCAGGCCAUUCCCGGUGAGUUGCAAGAAAACAUUCUCCUUUGUGAACAGCUGUGGCAGAAGCGCCUUCUUGUCAUCGAAGCCUGA